Molecule: messenger RNA, 1524 nt
Organism: Didymodactylos carnosus
Lineage: Eukaryota; Metazoa; Rotifera; Eurotatoria; Philodinida; Philodinidae
Source: the annotation of a GenBank genome assembly
AUGACACUAUUACGAAAAUUUAUUACGGUUAAAACAUAUUUCCGUUAUUUACAAACGUUUUAUAAUCGUACACCAGCUGAAGUUCGAUAUCGUGCCAAAUCAAGAAUGUUAAUAACACAAAAAAUCGAUACACCCGAGUAUCGUUCAAUAAUAACACCACAAUUGUCAAAACUAAUUAAAUUAUUCAAAGAAAAUAAUUAUGAAUUACGAAUAGCUGGUGGUGCUGUGCGUGAUAUACUAAUGAAUAUUCAACCACAUGAUGUUGAUUUUGCUACAACAGCAACACCCGAUCAAAUGAAAGAUAUAUUUACAAAAGCAAAUAUAAGAUUGAUUAAUUCGAAUGGAGAAAAACAUGGCACAAUAACAUGUCGUGUGGAUGAUUUGGAAAAUUUUGAAGUAACAACAUUGAGAGUAGAUGUUGUCACUGAUGGAAGACAUGCAGUAGUAGAAUUUGUUAAAGAUUUUGCAUUGGAUGCUAGUCGACGAGAUUUAACAGUUAAUGCAUUAUAUCUUGAUUUCGAUGGUAUUAUAUACGAUUAUUUUAAUGGUAUUGAUGAUUUAAAGAAUAGACGUAUUCGAUUUGUUGGUGAUCCCGUUCAUAGAAUACAAGAAGAUUAUCUUCGAAUAUUAAGAUAUUUUCGGUUUUAUGGACGUUUAGCUGAAUAUCCAAAUUCACAUGAAGAAAGCACAUUGACAGCUAUAAGAGAAAACGCUGUAGGUUUAAAAGAAAUUUCUGGCGAAAGAUUAUGGUCUGAACUUCGACAAAUUGCCGAAGGUCGUUUUGCUGGACCAGUCAUUCGAAAAAUGCUCGAACAAAACAUUGGAAUAUAUUUAGGUAUUCCUCCACCUACUGAUCUUGAUGAAUUUGAAAAACAUUGUGAGAAAUGUAAAGAAAGUAAACCACGAGCAGCUACGAUUUUAACGAAAUUAUUUCGUAAUAUUCAAGAGCUGGAAACAUUUGAAAUGCGAAUGAAAUAUUCGAAUGAAACAAAACGAUUAAGUCAAUUAUUAGUGACAUAUCGUGAUAUAACUCAGCUCAUCACAACAAAUGCAUCAUCCAAUCGUUUAAAAGCCUAUAAAGAUCUUGUUAUUGAUUUAGUUGUCGUUGAUCCCUCAGCUAAAGAAAAAGUGACUGAAUUAUUAAAAUAUCAAGGUCAUACUCAGUUGUAUAGUGAAUUAGAACAAUGGAAAAUACCAAAAUUUCCGAUAUCCGGUGGAAUGUUGGCAUUAAAAGGUAUCAAACAAGGACCGAAUUAUAAAAUUAUACUUAAUGAAUUAAAAGAAAUAUGGAAAGAAUCAAAUUAUGAAAAAACAGAAAAGGAACUAUUAGAAAACUGCUUGCCAUCCGUACUAGAAAAAUUAUCGAAUUCAACUACAACUACUGAAAUAGCGUCUACAUCACCACCAGCCUUUGCAUCAGUCAAACGAUAUAAAAAACUCAAAAAAGAUGAUACGGCAACUAGAGUGGGAAAUGCCGAUGAUAUGAUACAAAACAACAUAAAAACAGCAUCUAUGUCAGUUUAA